This is a messenger RNA of Salpingoeca rosetta, 3933 nucleotides long. RefSeq lists its product as uncharacterized. The transcript has 6 exons. Bases 1 to 3933 code for a protein of 1310 amino acids. NCBI's taxonomy places the organism in Eukaryota, Choanoflagellata, Craspedida, Salpingoecidae. The record is from RefSeq and is a predicted model, not a curated record.
AUGACAAGUAUCACGGAUACCACAUCACGGUGCUGGGCACUGACGGUGUCCGCCGUGUCACUGACCGUGCUCGUCCUUUCCAUAACGGCUGGAACGGCAGUGGAUGCUGACUGUAGCGUGUUUGAGGGCGACCUGGAGGCGUGCAGCGACGCGGCCGGGUGCCGCCCAUCGGAGCACUGCGCAACAACCAACGGAAAGUGCACUGGCACGGACAAGGACCUGUGCGAGGCUGAGGACGGGUGUGCGUGGGACGUGAACGGCCACUGCCACCUGCGCAGCUGCACGGCCAUCAGCGACGCCACCAAGUGCGACAGCCAGGACUCGUGCGAGUGGCACAUGCACUGCAGCAGCGCGGACGACGGCGGCCAGAGCCCCGGUUCCUCAAUCUGCGAGAAGUACGUGUGCAAGGACGUCAUCUCCCUUUGCACGGGCGGAUGCAACGUGACGUUCCAGUGCGUGCUGGCCAAGGCGCGCCGGGGCGAGUGCGACAACGGCGCAGACAGCUGCAUCAAGGAGUGCCGCAGCACAGCGACGAUGACGGCUGAGGAGGAGAAGCAGUUUGCGGCUGUCGUUGAGUGCGAGACAGGGUGCUACGACACAAACGAGUGCCGGCAGCUGACGGCUGGGCAGUGCGAACAGGACGACAAGUGCAUGAUUGAGCAAGCGUGCCAGCCGACGGCGGACAGGGACCGGUGUGCGCCGCUGGCACAGGACGAGUGCCGGGCCACGGACGUGUGCCUGUGGAGCUCUGUCAACAAGCGGUGCUACAUUGGCGUGCACGACUGCCACCAAUUCACGAUGAGCGAUGCCUGCAUGAGCGCCGGGUGCGCGUGGUCGGACGUGUGCGGAAGCAACAGCAACGACGAUGGCGGGUACUGCGGGGUGUUUGAGGGCGACCUGGAGGCGUGCAGCGACGCGGCCGGGUGCCGCCCAUCGGAGCACUGCGCAACAACCAACGGAAAGUGCACUGGCACGGACAAGGACCUGUGCGAGGCUGAGGACGGGUGUGCGUGGGACGUGAACGGCCACUGCCACCUGCGCAGCUGCACGGCCAUCAGCGACGCCACCAAGUGCGACAGCCAGGACUCGUGCGAGUGGCACAUGCACUGCAGCAGCGCGGACGACGGCGGCCAGAGCCCCGGUUCCUCAAUCUGCGAGAAGUACGUGUGCAAGGACGUCAUCUCCCUUUGCACGGGCGGAUGCAACGUGACGUUCCAGUGCGUGCUGGCCAAGGCGCGCCGGGGCGAGUGCGACAACGGCGCAGACAGCUGCAUCAAGGAGUGCCGCAGCACAGCGACGAUGACGGCUGAGGAGGAGAAGCAGUUUGCGGCUGUCGUUGAGUGCGAGACAGGGUGCUACGACACAAACGAGUGCCGGCAGCUGACGGCUGGGCAGUGCGAACAGGACGACAAGUGCAUGAUUGAGCAAGCGUGCCAGCCGACGGCGGACAGGGACCGGUGUGCGCCGCUGGCACAGGACGAGUGCCGGGCCACGGACGUGUGCCUGUGGAGCUCUGUCAACAAGCGGUGCUACAUUGGCGUGCACGACUGCCACCAAUUCACGAUGAGCGAUGCCUGCAUGAGCGCCGGGUGCAUGAGCGCCGGGUGCGCGUGGUCGGACGUGUGCGGAAGCAACAGCAACGACGAUGGCGGGUACUGCGGGGUGUUUGAGGGCGACCUGGAGGCGUGCAGCGACGCGGCCGGGUGCCGCCCAUCGGAGCACUGCGCAACAACCAACGGAAAGUGCUAUGGCACGCACAAGGAACUCAAUGAUGCAUGCAAGCAGGCCCUUGACUGCGUGUAUAACGCUCACGCCAACGGGAACGGCCAGUGCGACAGCACAUGCUAUGCAAGCUGUUCAUCUUACGUGGCCGGAUACACAUUCGCUCAAAGUGCUCUUGUAUCUGCGGCAAGCUGCCUGCUUGACUGCCACGACGAGUGCUCACCGGCGGAGCAGCCGUUCAUCUUUGAGAAGCAACAGUGCGUGGAGAGCACGGACACGGUGACGGUGAAUGUGGGCAGCCAGUGGGAGGCAACUGACCGCGUGCUGCGCGCGUACUGCCAUUUCUAUGACACAGACGGCGUGUGUGGACUCAGCGGAUGCAUGACGCUUGGAUGGGUGGCGCCUUCCAGCCGUGACGGCUUUGUGAGCGUGACGUGCGAGCUGCCUGACGUGUGGGACAUUCUUGCCGAUGGCGCCGAGGUCAAGCUGCGUGUAACACUGUACCCGUCCAUCGCCCAGAACCUCGUCUCCCCUGUGGCAUUUGGCGAUCCGAGCACGGUGAACGUGUCUGUGUCGAUUGACCCGACAUACGGGGAGGACGCGCGGGCAACGUGCGCCUUCUGGAUUCGCAAUGCCGAUGGUCGCCUGUCGUGCACGUGGCACGGGUGCUAUGCAGCGGCAACAGUCGACGCCGCAGGCGACACGAUCAUGUGCACGCUGCCGCCAAGCGUGCCCGAGGACGUGUCCAUCUUCGUGACGGUGCAGGUGUGGCACAAGGACAACGCAGACAAGCAGCGCAACCAGUGCUUCUCGCACGAGGGCCAGUCGUCGUACCUGUGGAGCGACUACGACUAUGGCAAGUUCACGGCCAAGUGCCCUGUUCCGCAGUGCACAGACGAGUACGUGCCGCGCGUGUACGGCAUUGAUCCCGAGUGCGACCUGGCACAGGACGCCACCACCAUCGACGUCUCUGUUGCCAUUGACCCGACAUACGGCGAUGACGCGCGGGCAACGUGCGCCUUCUGGCUGCCUGAUGCUACUGGACGCCUGUCGUGCACGUGGCAUGGGUGCUACGCAGCGGCCAGCGUCAACGCGGCCGGCACGGUGAUCACAUGCACGCUGCCAGAUGGCCUGCCACCGAACGAGGAGGUGCACGUGACGGUGCAGGUGUGGCACAAGGACAACACUGCCAACAAGCAGCGCAACGAGUGCUUCUCGCACGAGGGCCAGUCGUCGUACUCGUGGGGCGGCUUUGACUUUGGCGUGUUCUCGGUCAACUGCCCUGGUCCAGAGUGCACGGAUGCGUAUGUGCCGCGCGUGUACGGCAUUGAGCCUGCGUGCGGGCUGGAGGAAGGCGCGCAGACGGUGAACGUGUCUGUUGCAAUCGACCCGACAUACGGCGCAGAUGCACGGGCAACGUGUGCGUUCUGGCUGCCAGACACGAACAACAGGGUGUCGUGCACGUGGCAUGGGUGCUACGCAGCAGCGACGGUGAAUGCGGCUGGCGACACCAUCAUGUGCACGCUGCCCGAGGGGCUGCCGCUCAACGAGCCUGUUCGGGUAACGGUGCAGGUGUGGCACAAGGACAACGCCAACAAGCAGGACAACCAGUGCUUCUCGCACGAGGGCCAGUCAUCGUACCACUGGAGCGAGUAUGAUUCCGGGGUGUUUCUUGUCAACUGCCCUGCGCCCGUGUGCGCGCACGACACGGUUCCGCGCGUGUACCGGGUGAACCCCGGGUGUGGGCUGGACGCGGAUGCAAGCACGGUUGAGGUUGGCGUGUGGAUUGACCCAACGUAUGGUGAUGAUGCGCGGGCGACGUGCGCGUUCUGGCGGCCGACGAGCGACGGCUCCUCGUGGCAGUGCACGUGGCACGGGUGCUAUGCGCCGGCGACGGUGGACGUGGACAGGAACGUCAUCACCUGCGAGGUGCCAAACGGCAUGCCGGCGAGCGGGCCUGUGCGCAUCACCGUGCAGGUGUGGCACGCCAACAACGAGGACAAGCAGGACAACCAGUGCUUCUCGCACGAGGGCCAGUCGCCAUCCAAGUGGAAGGCGUACGACUACGCGGUGCUUGAGAUUCGGUGCCCUGCGCCGGAGUGCCGGCCGCAGUAUGUGCCGCGGGUGUUUGAAGUCGAGCCUGCAUGCGGGUUGGCGGAGGAUGCGGAGACGGUUGAUGUGUCUGUGGCCAUUGAUCCAUCGCUGCGGUGA